Messenger RNA from Rhinolophus ferrumequinum (greater horseshoe bat), 1583 nucleotides. RefSeq names its product coiled-coil domain containing 91 (gene CCDC91). The record is from RefSeq and is a predicted model, not a curated record. Gene Ontology annotation, biological process: Golgi to lysosome transport. Bases 142 to 1470 code for a protein of 442 amino acids. The transcript is spliced from 13 exons. NCBI's taxonomy places the organism in Eukaryota, Metazoa, Chordata, Mammalia, Chiroptera, Rhinolophidae. Gene Ontology annotation, cellular component: trans-Golgi network.
CCCCAAAGGUUUGGGAUCGCGCCCUGGGUGUACGCGUGGGGUCAGUCUGUGUGCUAGGGGUGGCUCACCUGGCAGCGUGGGUGAGCGGCGCGACAGCGGCGGCGGCGGUGAGCGAGAGCAGGGAGCAGGUGUAAUUGAAGAAUGGAUGAUGAUGAUUUUGGUGGUUUUGAGGCUGCAGAGAUUUUUGAUGGUGAAAGUGGUGAAACCCAAACUACAUCUCCUGCUAUUCCAUGGGCUGCUUUUCCUGCAGUGUCUGGAGUUCAUCUUUCUGCAGCUUCUUCUGCGAUUGUACUGGACCAUGACUACUCUUCUCCUUCAGUUGGCUCCCUUUCUUCUGAGCCCAUCAUUUCGUCACCAGAGAUUACGAAUGCAGAAAACAGCAUUGUCAAUCAAACUGUUCCUAAAACACAGAUUCAGCAAUCAACACACACUGAUCUGGAUAUCUCACUUUUUCCAUUGGGUUUAACUGAUGAGAAAAGUAAUGGAACAAUUGCUCAUGUGGAUGAGUCUGAGAAUCCUGGAGCCAAUGUAUCAAACAUACAGCUUCAGCAGAAAAUUUCAAGUCUGGAGAUGAAACUCAAAGUUUCUGAAGAAGAAAAACAGAGAAUUAAAAAGGAUGUGGAAGCAUUGAUGGAAAAGCACAGUAUCUUGGAAAAAGAUUUCCUUAAAGAAAAAGAACGAGAGGCCAUUUCUUUUCAAGAUAGAUACAAAGAACUUCAGGAAAAACAUAAACAAGAAUUGGAAGACAUGAGGAAAGCUGGUCAUGAAGCCCUCAGCAUCAUUGUGGAUGAAUAUAAGGCACUACUACAGUCUUCAGUUAAGCAGCAAGUAGAAGCUAUUGAAAAACAGUACAUUUCUGCAAUUGAGAAACAAGCACACAAGUGUGAGGAGUUGUUAAAUACUCAGCAUCAGAGACUCCUUGAAAUGCUAGAUACAGAGAAGGACCUGUUAAAAGAAAAAAUAAAGGAAGCUUUGAUUCAGCAAUCUCAAGAACAGAAGGAAAUAUUGGAAAAAUGUUUGGAGGAAGAAACACAAAGAAAUAAAGAGGCAUUAGCAUCUGCUGCAAAGCUUGAGAAAGAAGCAAUGAAGGAUGCAGUUUUAAAAGCCAUAGAAGAAGAAAGAAAAAAUUUGGAAAAAGUCCAUGCUGAAGAAAGGGAGUUAUGGAAGACUGAGCAUGCAGAAGAUCAAGAAAAAGUGUCUCAGGCAAUUCAAAAAGCUAUACAAGAACAAAGAAAAAUUAGUCAGGAAACUGUUAAGGCAGCAAUAGUAGAAGAGCAGAAGCGAAGUGAAAAGGCUGUGGAAGAGGCAGUGAAAAGAACAAGAGAUGAAUUGAUAGACUAUGUAAAAGAACAGAAAAGGCUUGAUCAAGUCAUGCGCCAAAGAAGCCUGUCCAGUUUGGAACUGUUCCUCUCCUGUGCUCAGAAACAGUUAAGUGCUUUGAUAGCUACAGAACCAGUUGACAUUGAAUAAAGAGAACAUGACAAGCUAACCACACUGGCAAUUGAUAAAUCAUUAGACCUCUAAAAUACAUGCUGUGAAUUAUAAAGAUGUUUUUGUUUUCUUUCCAAACCUUAGAGAAUUGG